Molecule: messenger RNA, 771 nt
Organism: Pseudocercospora fijiensis CIRAD86
Lineage: Eukaryota; Fungi; Ascomycota; Dothideomycetes; Mycosphaerellales; Mycosphaerellaceae
Exons: 1
Coding region: 1-771 (256 amino acids)
Source: RefSeq, a predicted model, not a curated record
AUGCCACCGAAAGACCUCCCACGCCGUUCAAGUCGAAGAUCAGCAACAGACCAGAAUGCCUCACCGGCCGGCAUCACCAAACGUUCAAGCGCACCAAGCCCAUCACCUAAGGCGCGAGCAAAACAGAUCAUCUCGCUGGUCGAGCGCCGUCUCGUGAAUCCAAAAGAUGGUCCGGCCGACCGACGCCUGAUGCAGCACGCUGAAACCCUGCUUCGCAUGGUUCCUGCCAAAGGCGAUACGGGAGAGCACUACUGGCAGAAGCAAAUCCUGACUCGGAUCCGCGCUGCACUCACGGGCGAGCCUAUUACGAUCGAGGGAUGGAUCAAACACAUCUGUUGCGGGAUUCUGUCAGAUACCGGUGGGGAGUCUCUGCCACGACUCUUGGAUUGUGAUGCCGACGAGGUGGCGAAAUUCAUCCUCGAUUCCGUGGUCAAGCCUUACGCGUUGAAAUGGCAUCUGUUCGAUAAGGUCUCGGUCGCUGCUGCUUGUGUAGUGACGGCUGAUCAGCUGCUUGGAGGGGGCUCGACAACGGAGUUCGUGGCAUGGAUUAUUGCAGGAUUUGAUCGAAUCGAGGAAAUGGAUCAACAGAAGGCGUAUAAUGAGAGAUGCGGACGAGCUCAGAGAAUCGUCGGUGAUAUUCAUCGCUCUAAGACGAUGGUAGAUUCGGCUAUGCAAGCAAAGGGUGGCUGGACAGAAGUCUUUCUCCAAGCUAUUGAAGAGCGGGUUGUUGGCCCGAGAUCAAGCAUACAUGCUGCAUGUCUCUAUCCCUGA